Messenger RNA from Coccidioides posadasii C735 delta SOWgp, 1947 nucleotides. RefSeq lists its product as uncharacterized. Gene Ontology annotation, molecular function: transmembrane transporter activity. The record is from RefSeq and is a predicted model, not a curated record. Gene Ontology annotation, biological process: transmembrane transport. Gene Ontology annotation, cellular component: membrane. Lineage: Eukaryota; Fungi; Ascomycota; Eurotiomycetes; Onygenales; Onygenaceae.
AUGGAGUUCUAUCGAUCAUCUGAGGAACUAGACCCAUCAUCAGGCAGUGCAAAGGCUUACGCCUCGGCAUCAUAUGAAGACCACCUUUCGCAUCGCGAGCUUUCGUUCGUGACAUCUCACAGGGAGCCUCUAAGUGCCGCGGAGCGUGCACGUAGGAAUAUAAAUGCAAAACUUGCAAAUCCACUGGCGGGUUUUAGCCAUGCUGCCUUAAGAGGCAGAGGGGAACGAUACGCCCGGAAACACCAGAUUGGAGAUGAGGAAGAUAUACGAGCAUUUGCAAUGGGUGCUGUUUUGGCUCAGGAUCCGAAACAGUAUGAAAAUAUGGAAGGAUUAACGGAGGAAGAACUGGAGGUUCUCCGACAUGAAUUCACGCAUAAAUGGUCGCAGCCGAAAUUGCUGUAUCUGGUUAUUGUGCUCUGUUCAGUAUCCGCAGCGGUUCAGGGAAUGGAUGAAUCCGUAGUUAAUGGGGCCCAAAUAUUCUACAAGGCGCAGUUUGGUAUCAACGACGAUGAUUAUCGUUCGACAUGGCUAUCAGGAUUCACCAACUCCGCUCCUUACCUUUGCUGUGCCCUUAUCGGUUGCUGGCUUACUGUUCCAUUCAACCACGUAUUCGGCCGCCGUGGAACAAUUUUUAUCACCUGCUGCUUCUCUGCCAUUACCUGCUUUUGGCAAGGAUUUGUUAAUACCUGGUGGCACAUGUUUGUCGCCCGAUUCGCGCUGGGAUUCGGAAUCGGACCCAAGUCCGCAACAGUGCCCAUAUAUGCUGCUGAGACCACUCCACCUGCAAUUCGUGGCGCUUUAGUCAUGCAAUGGCAGAUGUGGACCGCAUUCGGUAUCAUGCUUGGUUAUGCUUCGGAUAUCAUUUUCUUCAAAGUUCCCGACCCACCCGGUGUAGUUGGCCUAGGAUGGCGAUUAAUGAUGGGCUCCGCAAUGUUUCCAGCAGUAUUGGUCUGUCUCGUGGUAUUUCUUUGCCCAGAGUCACCCCGCUGGUAUAUUUCAAAGGAUGCCCAUCACAAAGCAUACAUGUCUAUGUGUCGUUUGAGGUUCAAUAAAAUCCAAGCUGCGCGAGACUUAUUCUAUAUGCACACUCUGCUAGAGGCGGAGUCGACGAUGAAAUUGGGCCAGCCAAAAAUAGUAGAGCUUAUCACUGUGCCACGAAACCGGCGAGCAAUGCUUGCUUCAGAAAUUGUCAUGUUCAUGCAGCAGUUCUGCGGUGUCAAUGUCAUCGCUUACUACUCCUCUGAAGUCUUCCUCGAAGCUGGCUUUUCCCAGAUUUCGGCCCUUGCGGCAUCUCUGGGAUUCGGCAUGAUAAAUUGGCUAUUUGCGAUUCCGGCCGUUUACACAAUCGAUACCUUUGGUCGUCGCAAUUUACUGCUACUCACCUUUCCGCUGAUGGGGAUAUUCCUCCUCUUAACAGGAUUUUCAUUCUGGAUACCUUCCGAUACAGCCCCCCGAGCUCGUCUAGGCUGCGUGGCGUUGGGAAUAUACCUUUUCGGAAUCGUAUAUUCACCCGGUGAAGGUCCCGUCCCGUUUACAUAUUCCGCAGAAGCAUACCCGCUGUAUGUCCGUGCGUAUGGCAUGGCCCUCGCCACAUCAACGACAUGGUUCUUUAACUGGAUGCUUGCGAUCACCUGGCCUAGUCUCGUCCGCGCAUUCUCCCCGCAGGGCGCAUUUAGUUGGUACGCCGGAUGGAACAUUAUAGGCUUCGUUCUGAUUCUGUUAUUUUUACCGGAGACAAAGGGCAAGACGCUUGAAGAGCUGGACCAAGUGUUUUCUGUUCCCACACACUUGCACGCCAAAUGGGCAUUGAAGCAUCUUGUCAGUGUCUUCAGGAGGUAUAUACUUUUCCAAAAGUAUGUGAAGGUCGAAGAAUUUGGAAAGGAGCAAGAGAAUCAAGCGAGAGGAAUGAGCAUGAGCACUGUUGAGCGGAGACUUGACAGCGAAUGA